CCUAACCUAGAAUAAUUUGUUUAUUUUAAUCAAAGUUCGGCAAACAAUUGUAUUUUGCUGAUUUUCUCUAUUGAACGUAAAAGUUUGCUAUGGUAACUAAAUCACGUAUUGAACUGAUAAUUGAUAGCAUCAAUUCAAAAAAUGCUAAAAGGGUUGCAUUUUUCUUGGUCCUCAUAUUUGCUGCCUAUCAUGCAAUUCUUCAUUUGAGAUACGGUUCGAAUUCUUGUAAGUGGUUGUUGUCGGAUGGAAGAUAUAAGGGUGACCAAGAAUGGCAGCCUUACGGUUGUAUGCUUCACUUAUACACUAAAAUAGAUACAAGGAGAUGUUUACGUUACCUUGCUUUCUAUGAGAAGAAAAGUUAUUUUGCAUUUGUUGGAGAUUCUAGAAUGCAAGAAGUUUAUGAAGCAUUUGUGCAACAUAUACAAGUCAGCGAUGGCUCAAACACUGAAACUCCAGAAGCCUUCCAUAAGUCAUUCAUUCAUACUGAAGAUAAACUCAAGCUCAAAGUAGAGUUUUUCCGGUAUCCGGAUGUUUCAGUUGAUAUGGUUAAACUUUUUAGAUCUUGGCAGAAAGACAAAAAUGCUCCCUCUGUUAUUGUGUCUGGCACAGCUUUACCAGCAAUCAAGAGAUCAAACGGAUCCCUCAAUAUGUUGAAUGAAUAUAGUGCAAAUAUUACUAAGCUUUAUGAACCCAUCAAUGAAUUGCGUAAAAAAAAUAUUAAAGUGCUGUGGGCCUUACAAGUACCAGUGGAUGAGGAAAAACUUAGACAUGAUGAAAGGAUGAUAACAAAUUCCUUAAUUGAUCAAUAUAACGAAGCAGCAAUCGAGGUUUUAACACACUCUUCUGUGGAUUUGUGGUGGAGCACAAAAUUAGUUGGAGAAGGCAUGCUAUCUGAAAGUCCAGAUGGUAUACACUUAUCCAAGAAACCUUUGAGACAUAAUGUUCAAAUACUUCUGAAUAUGUACUGCAAUGAUUAUAUGAAUUUUGACGAUGGCACUUGCUGUAGCUCGACUGAAUCUUACACUACCGUCCAGAAAAUAACAUUCUUAUUUCUUGGUAUCUGUUUUUUGAUUACCAUCAUUUUGCAUUUCCUCAAGACAUUCAUGAAAUGGAGGAGAAAAUUCACUCAUGAAUAUACUCUACUUACCGAAGAACCUCAAACAACAGAGGCAGUAUCCAAUGUUGAGACUUGCUAUACGCUGUUCAGUUCAAUAGCUCGUAUUUCUAUAAUAAUGGUGUAUUUUUUCAUUUGUGAUAGGACCAACUUUUUCAUGAAGGAGAAUAAAUACUACUCAGAGUUCAGUUUUUGGCUUCCGAUUGGCUAUAUCACUGUUCUUGGCUUAUUUUUCACAGAAAAUAGCAGAUUCACAAAAGUUUUACAUCAGGAUCAAUUAAACGAAACCAAAGGCUGGAUGUUGCUUGUCAUUCUGGUGUAUCAUGUAACUGGUGCUAAUAGAAUUUUAACCAUAAAUAUGCACAUGAAAGUAUUAAUCUCAAGCUACUUAUUUCUCUUAGGCUACGAACAGUUUUGUUAUGUGUGGCAUCGGAAUGAUGUUAGUAUUAGGAGUUAUUUCAGGAUGAUGUUCCAACUUAAUUUCAUGACAGUCACCUUAUGUUUAUGUAUGAAUCGACCAUAUCAGUUUUAUUAUUUUGUUCCAUUGCUGUCUUUUUGGUAUAUGAUGAUCUAUUGUUUCCUAGCGUUUCCACCAAAAAUCACAAUGGCAACAUCAGAAAAUAAUCCUAUACAAUAUUCAUACUUGCUGGUUAAAUUUAUCGGUAUAUUUAGCGUGAUUACCAUACUUUACUUGUCGGAAGUCUUCUUCGAGAAGGUGUUUGUGACUCGGCCUUGGAAAGCUCUAUUUGUUUCUACUGAUGAUGAUAUUCGGGAAUGGUGGCUAAUGUGGAAGUUAGAUCGGUACUCUGUUAUACAUGGUAUGGGCUUUGCAGUUUUAAUGUUACUUGCUCAAAAAUAUAAUCUGUUUGACGACAACAAUCAUAGUAAUUUAUUUUCAAGAGGCUUAACAUUGAGCGCUACUCUUCUAGCUAUUGUAGGGUUAGGAUGUUAUCUGACGAUGACUUUUUUGUGCCAGGACGAAAUGGAUUGCAGCGAGAUACAUUCCUAUGUUGUGUUCAUUCCGAUAAUUAGUUAUAUAAUUUUGAGAAACAUCUCUGGUUUUCUGCGAACCAGAUAUUCUAGUCUGUUUGCUUGGUUUGGAGAAAUCUCCUUAGAGCUAUUCGUUAGUCAAUAUCAUAUUCUUUUAGCUGCAGAUAACCAUGGCGUUUUGGUGCUACUGCCAGGUUAUCCAGUUAUGAACAUUAUUAUCACUUCUUUCAUUUUUGUGACUGCCUCGCAUGAGUUCCAUAGAUUGACCAAAGUAUUACUACCCUUUGCUGUUCCAUCUGACUGGAAACUGGUUAUUCGAAAUGCUAUUUUAUUCUUAGCUAUCCUUGUUCCUAUUGGUAUCAACGAUGGUAUGUUUUGAAAUUGUUAAAUAUUUUCACUGACAACUCUUUACUGAAAAAGAUUGAAAAAAAAAUAAGACCCAGGAGGAAUAUUAUGGAAGCGAGGGGCAGAUAUGCAGGAAAAAUAUAGUCAGUUCAAUCUGGCAAUAAGGUAUAAUUGCCAAUAUUUUUCAGAAGUAAUCAGUUCAUCAAAAUAACCUCGGACACUUAUUCACUCUUUUAACUGAGGAUGGAAGUCAUCAGAACUUAAUUUUUGAGCAAAAUAUGUCAAAACUGCAUCCAAAGUUGUUACUCUUGAAUGAGUUACUGACUCAAUUUUCAUCGUUUUAUAUACAGUUUACAAAAUUUUCUCCUAUCAAACCAAACACAAUUGUUCCUUAUUUUGUGAAAACUAUGUUAUACUAGAAUUUGUAAUAAAAUAUGCUCUUGUAUUUUCAAGACUGAAUCGAUUUAUAAUUCAUACUUGAAUUCAUUGUAAAUAACUGUGGAAAUAAUUCAAUUAUUAUUGAUGAAAGUAGAAAAAAGGAUCUCAUAAUAUUAUUUGUAAAUAUAUUAUCAUAAGAAAUAAAUUAAUUUCUGCUAAUGUCAUUCUCUUCAUUUCUACUGCUUUCACACAAGUAAAAUUACCUGUGCUAAAUUAUUUCUGUGUGAACGUAACUAAUGCCAUUUCAUGAUGUUUCAAUAGAAUACUCAAAAUAUAAUAAAUAUAACAUUUAAUUAGGCUUUCUCAGGCUAAUACAACUUUACAAAU
Molecule: messenger RNA, 3214 nt
Organism: Coccinella septempunctata (seven-spotted ladybird)
Lineage: Eukaryota; Metazoa; Arthropoda; Insecta; Coleoptera; Coccinellidae
Product: N-acetylneuraminate 9-O-acetyltransferase
Exons: 6
Coding region: 90-2483 (797 amino acids)
Source: RefSeq, a predicted model, not a curated record